AUGUUUGCUACUGACUAUGGGCCCUCAUUAUUAGCUGAGGCUCAAACAUGGUUUGUUGAUGGGAACUUUGGACUUGCACCAAAUUUUUUUACACAGUUAUAUGUAGUACGAGUACAAAAAGAUUCGGUAUUUAUUACUGCUAUUUAUUGUAUCUUAGAACGAAAAACGCAAUCAACCUAUAAACAUAUAUUUCGAGUUAUUAUGGAAGAGUGUAAAAAGCGUGAUUUAUACCCUGAUCCUUUAAAUUUUAAUUUAGAUUUCGAAUUAGCUGUCAUAAAUGCAGCGAAGUUAAUUUUUGGAAAUGACAUAAACAUUCGAGGAUGUUUUUACCACCUCUGUCAAUCAACUUACAGAAAAGUUCAAGAACUAGGUUUGUCAAACAGAUAUCAAGAAGAUGAAGGUUUUCGAUUGUUUUGUGCAAUGAUUGACAGUUAA
Messenger RNA from Macrosiphum euphorbiae (potato aphid), 435 nucleotides. NCBI's taxonomy places the organism in Eukaryota, Metazoa, Arthropoda, Insecta, Hemiptera, Aphididae. The record is from the annotation of a GenBank genome assembly.